CCUACCACUUCUUGCAGAAUGUUGGUUGUGGAUUACUUCCUUGUUCCUAUGAUCUCAUUUGCUCGAAAGAAAUCAGUGAUCAUCCCACUCACUGGGAAUGCAUUGUUUUUGACUCAUCUUCCGCUUUGCAGAUCGGUUUCCCGGCGGGAGAGCUAUCUCAUGCUAGAUAGCAAAGAUCCUACAAACCAGGCUCAAUUUUCACUCUUACCUGUAAGAGAGAAAACGCCGCAUUGUUGUUGGCAGUUGAUAAGUUACAGUUGGGAAGUAUGCCUGGUCUGUCAUUUUCUUUUUAUUUGUGUCAGGGCAGCGGCCUGCGUUCCUCUCUGUCACACCGCUCUCACAUGCAAGUGCUGUGGACUGAGGCCCAACACAUUAUGGCCUAGGAUUGAAGGCAGCUUGAGGGGAAGCUUUGGUGGCCAAGUGAGAAUGUCUCAAAGUUGGAAGAACGGCAGACGUAACAACCCAGGGCUGUCCAAUAUUUGGGCUUCAUGCUUUGCUCAGCUGAUGGUGGCCCUCCUGAAGAGCUGGAUUUUUACGAAAGACUGGGUGAACGAAAAAGGUAUCCAAAGAUGCGGUUUCUUAAACCUAUCUACAUUCAUGGGGGCUAAAAAUUUAAACACAACCUUGAAAGACAGCUUGGGUUGGAAUCACUUUACUGUACAAGUGUAGUAGUGAGAGGAAGGGACGAAGCACACCUGUUGACCCUGCCCAAGUGCUUCUGCAAGCGCACUUCUUGGAGGAAAGCCAAAGAAUUAGACACCGUCAAGCUUGUGUCAUCGAAAGGCCUUGUCCAUCACGGGUAGCCUCAUGGCCUCAGAACACAGAAAGCUGUGGUUGACAGGGCACAGUUUACCUGUUGUCGUUGAGGUACUACCAUGCUGCACGGCCAGCACAGCUAAUCAAUGCCUAAGUGUAAAGCUGGCUAGGGGCGGAAGGGCAAGCUUGCCAAAGAUGCAGUGAUGCCAAAGCAUGCCAUUUCUGAGUGCAACCGGCUGCCUAGGUCCCUCCACCCACCUGGCACAGGCCUACCCCCUACUUCGCCCAUCCAGUCCCUUAACCACCUCCCAGAGGCAACCACUUUUCGUCAGAACUCUCCAUUGGUGCAAAGUCUUCCAUCUGACUUGUACUUGGAUUUGUUCCAACAGUGUGCGCCACUUUUCAUCAUUGUUAGCCAGAAAAACAUCCUUUACCAUACUGACUGGAGACUUUCUUGUUGACCAACUUUGACACAAAACACUCCUUUUGGGUUUCUCGACACUUCCCCAUCUUGCCCAGUUUCUGUGUUGAUCCCGCACCACUCUCACUCACUAAGUGGUCAUUACUUUUCUCCUCAUCACCCUCUUUCAACUUGUUUUUCAAAUCUUCAAAUCAAGGACCAGCCAUCGUGGCACCCACAGAUAACGCAACCGCAAUGGCAGCACUCAGCAGAUCUUGCGAGCCCUCGCCCGAGCGUUUCAAGCGCAACAAGGCAGCGAUGCUCACUGCCUCUGACCGCGCCCCCUCUCCCAGCGAGAUUUCUUCAGCUGGCGACAGCGAAAUUGGCGGCGCUCGCCUCGACGCUUCAUCGAUUUGCGGCUCUCCUAGAUACACCCCUCCACACGCUCGUUUUGGUACUGGAAACUCCCGUUUUGCCAUCGAGAUGCGGACUGCUGGCAACGAGUCUCCAACCUGCCGCGUCAGCGCAGAUGACCGUGAUGAUGUGUUUGUUUGCUCGCCCACCAAGCCGCUGAGGGAGCGGCGCUCAGAGCACUCUAUCACCACCGCCAACAUGCAGCGCCUCGAUGUCGCUCUGGCCAACGGAGACCACGCUCUUCGAACCCGUGCGUCCAACGUGGGUGGCCGUCACCAGAUUGAUGGUGUUGAUGCCCAGAAUCUGUACCCCCCCACUGCUUGCGUUUUCGUCGCGAACCUCCCAGAGCCGAAAGAUGAUCUCAACCUAGAGGCUGCCAUCUACCGGGAGUUCCUGAAGUAUGGAAAGUGCUGGGUCAAGAUUCGCCGUGACUCUCAUCACAUGCCCUUCGCCUUUGUCCAAUUCACCUCGGACGAGGAGGCAAGAAACGCCCUGGAGAAUGGAAAAGGAGCAAUCAUUUGCGGCCGCCCAUGCCGCACCGAGAUGGUGAAGGCCAACCGCACCUUCAUUGUCCAGAAGAGGUCUGGUACCCCUAUCACCAUUGAGGAGGCGCAGAGCACCUUACUGCCUUACGGCUCGCUGAGCAAGUGCGAGCUCCUGCAUCCUCAGCUACGGGAGCCACUUGGAUUCCCGCCCACAGUCCUGGUAGAGUUCUCCAUGUUCGAUGCUACUCGAGACCUUCAUACAGCCUUCCGCCAUGACCCUGUCUACAUUGUCGCGGCUUUCGAUCUCAAGAAGAACUGCGCGGCCACUCGUGACACCAGUGACGAGGCAUUCCUCGCGGCGUGCGAGCGAGACCGUCGCUCCGUAUUCGUUGGGGACCUGCCGGUGUACGCAACCGAGUGUGAUCUUGAAGAGUUGUUCUCCAAUGCCGGAGAGGUCCUGAAGGUCAAUGUCAUCAAAAAGAUGAACAAUGCUGGCAUCGCCCGAACCAUGGCUUUCGUUGAGUACUCCCAGUCCGAUAUGCCCGAGACCGCAAUCAGCAAGUUCCAUGGCAGCGUCUUCAAGGGAACAGUCAUUCGAGUUGAGCGCAAGUCUGUGAAAGACCGCGGCCCGACCCCUCGCACCUCCCGAUCUCAGCUCCUUCUUCGGCAGCCAGAAGGCUCGCCCAUUGCGCGCGGACCGCCCAAGUCCCCUGCCGUCCAGGUCGUCAGCACCCCCACCCGUCCGACUGUCGCUUCGGCCGAGAUGUCUCCUGCACCUGUUCCUCCCCCGAUGUACGGCGGAUGGGGCUACGGCAUACCGAACUCGCCUUUCGCGCACCCUAACUAUGCAACGGGCUACGGCGCUCACCCCGGUGCUUCGGGCAUGCCAGUGACGCCUCAGGCGACCCCUCAGAUCCCCAGUCCUUGGACAUACUACAACAGCUACUGGCCUGGCAUGAUGGGAUACGAUCCAUCCUCCUUCUACAUGGGCGCUUACGCAUUUCAGUCCCCCACUCCCAUGAUGAGUGGCCGCACCGAGGACACAAAGGGCCAGUCGACCCCUACUCGCAACGGCCAUGGCACUGUCGACAAUGGUUCCGAAAACGGCUGUGGUGAGGACUGAGCACUUAUUCCCUCAGCACAGACCGCACGCGACUCAUUAUUUGCGUUCCUUCUUCUUCAAUUGACUGUCUCGGGUUUUGGUCUGAAAAGUUCUCCUGUUACCACAUACAUCUUUAAUACCGUUCGGCGUGACACACACGCAUCUCGCUUGUGUGGCCUACGCCUUCAUGCCACGUCGACCAUGUCAUCAUAAACACUGAGCGUGGCAGGACGCAACUGUUACGCCCGAUCACAUAACACCCGACUCGUUGGAUUCUCGUCGGCCCCGUAGGGCAAUUCAUGCCAUGGUGGCUAUUUACCGUGGAAGACAGGAAUUUCAGCCCGUCGCGUAUCUUGAUACUGGUCCGAGGAACUGAUUCGCGGACAGGAACAGCCUGGAUUUCGG
Diaporthe batatas is the source of this 3562-nucleotide messenger RNA. RefSeq lists its product as uncharacterized. Gene Ontology annotation, cellular component: cytosol. The record is from RefSeq and is a predicted model, not a curated record. The transcript has 4 exons. The coding region runs from base 1412 to 3178 and encodes 588 amino acids. NCBI's taxonomy places the organism in Eukaryota, Fungi, Ascomycota, Sordariomycetes, Diaporthales, Diaporthaceae. Gene Ontology annotation, molecular function: mRNA binding.